AUGCCGCACUUCUUGGAGGAGACGCGGGCGAUCCGUGAAGAUCCGACGUGGAGAGUUGACCCCCAGCCGCGCGCGCUGGAAGAUCGACGCGUGGAUAUUGGAGACGUGUCUCCUGCGAACCGUGAGUUCUUGCUGUGUGCAUUGAACUCGGGGGCUCAGGGUGUGCAAGUGGACUUCGACGACGGGCAUUGCCCCACGUGGAACAACACGAUCCAGGGGCACUUCAAUGUGCUGCAAGCUGCUCGAGGGCUACUGGAGGUUUCGGGCCAACGGAUCGUGGAGAACCCAGCACUUCUUGUCAUCCGUCCACGAGCAUGGAACAUGGAUGAAUCGCACAUGCUGGUGAAUGGGCGUGUUGUACCAGGCGCACUGUUUGACUUUGCGAUGCAUUUGUUCCACAACGGCAAGCAUCUUUUGAAGACUGAAAGGGGUCCAUUUCUGUAUCUUCCAAAGCUGGAAGGAUACACAGAAGCUACACUGUGGAGGAAAACCUUCGAGUACACUGAAAAGAAGCUCGGCCUUCCACACGGAUGUAUCAAGGCGACGGUGCUGAUCGAGAACAUUUUUGCAGCGUUUGAGAUGGACGAGAUUCUAUAUGAGCUCCGUCACCACUCCUCCGGUUUGAACUGUGGCAUGUGGGACUACACGGCGUCUAUCGUGGUCAAUUUUCGCCUGAAACCCGAAUUUUCGCUGCCCGAUCGUCAACAAUACUACAUGGACUUGCUGAUUCUCACGUGCAAACGUCGUCACGCCCCGGCCACUACCGGCAUGGUGCCGUUUGUUUUGUCGGAGUUGCCGUCGGGGAUGUCACAAGCAGAGGCAGUUGAAAAGGCUACAUCGGGCAAGGGCAUGGAAGCUCUAGCCGGGUCUGACGGAGCACUUGUGUACGACCUGGCGCUUGUUGAGCCGGUGGCCAAAGUGUUCACGGAGACUCGCGGAAAGAUCAACGAGGCUGAUCGCUCUCCACUUACCUUCGACGAGGCGCUACUGACCGAAAAACUGCUUACACUGCCACGCGGAGAUGUGACGUUGAAAUCGGUGGAGAUGAAUGUACGAGUGGCACUUUUGUAUGUCAUUCACUGGCUGUAUGACCAUGGUACAGUCGUCGUGAAUGGAUGCAUUGAGGAUUCAGCAACUGCCGAAAUCUCAAGAGCCCAGCUUUGGCAGUGGGUGCACCAUCGUGUGCCGAUCGCAGGGACACCACGGCGCGUCGACGCCACGUAA
This is a messenger RNA of Phytophthora sojae, 1224 nucleotides long. RefSeq lists its product as hypothetical. The coding region runs from base 1 to 1224 and encodes 407 amino acids. NCBI's taxonomy places the organism in Eukaryota, Oomycota, Peronosporomycetes, Peronosporales, Peronosporaceae. Gene Ontology annotation, molecular function: malate synthase activity. The record is from RefSeq and is a predicted model, not a curated record. Gene Ontology annotation, cellular component: cytoplasm. The transcript has 7 exons. Gene Ontology annotation, biological process: glyoxylate cycle.